CAGAGGCCAGAGACAGGGAGCGGGCGGCGGAGGCUGCGGGCUCCACUUCCAGCCCCGGGCGCCCUCGGGGAGCCCAGCGCCCCCCGCACGCCGCGGGCGGCAUGGCCCGGCUCCUGGCCCCGCGCCCGCCGCCGGGCGAGGACCUGUUCUACGAGACCUACUACAGCCGCAGCCAGCAGUUCCCGCUGCUGCUGCUGCUGCUGGCGCUGGUGCUGGGCGCCCUGGCCGCGCUGCUCGCCGUCACCAAGGCCAGCGGCAGGGAGCUGACCUCGGACCCCGGCUUCCUGGGCACGGUGCUGUGCGCCCUGGGCGGCUUCUCCUUGCUGCUGGGCCUGGCCUCCCGCGAGCAGCGGCUGCAGCGCUGGACGCGGCCGCUCUCGGGCCUGGUGUGGGCGGCGCUGCUGGCCCUGGGCCACGGCUUCCUGUUCACCGGGGGCGUGGUGAGCGCCUGGGACCAGGUGUCCUUCUUCGUCUUCGUCAUCUUCACGGCGUACGCCAUGCUGCCGCUGAGCAUGCGCGCCGCCGCCGCCGCGGGCCUCGCCUCGUCGCUGUCGCACCUGCUGGUCCUCGGGCUCUACCUGGGGCCGCAGCCGGGCUCCCGGCCGCCGCUGCUCCCGCAGCUGGCAGCCAACGCCGUGCUGUUCCUGUGCGGGAACGUGGUGGGCGCGUACCACAAGGCCCUGAUGGAGCGCGCGCUGCGGGCCACGUUCCGGGAGGCGCUCAGCUCGCUGCACUCGCGCCGGAGGCUGGACACCGAGAAAAAGCACCAGGAGCACCUCCUCCUGUCCAUCCUCCCCGCCUACCUGGCCCGAGAGAUGAAAGCGGAGGUCAUGGCCAGGCUGCAGGCCUGGCGGGGCUCCCGGCCGGAGAACACCAACAACUUCCACAGCCUCUACGUCAAGAGACACCAGGGCGUGAGCGUGCUGUACGCCGACAUCGUGGGCUUCACGCGGCUGGCCAGCGAGUGCUCCCCGAAGGAGCUUGUGCUCAUGCUCAACGAGCUGUUUGGCAUCGACCAGAUUGCCAAGGAGCACGAGUGCAUGCGGAUCAAGAUUCUGGGGGACUGCUACUACUGCGUCUCGGGGCUGCCGCUCUCCCUGCCGGACCACGCCAUCAACUGCGUGCGCAUGGGGCUGGACAUGUGCCGGGCCAUCAGGAAGCUGCGGGCGGCCACCGGCGUGGACGUGAACAUGCGCGUGGGCGUGCACUCGGGCAGCGUGCUGUGCGGCGUCAUCGGCCUGCAGAAGUGGCAGUACGACGUGUGGUCCCACGACGUCACCCUGGCCAACCACAUGGAGGCCGGCGGCGUGCCGGGGCGGGUGCACAUCACGGGGGCCACCCUGGCCCUGCUGGCGGGGGCGUACGCCGUGGAGGAGGCGGCCGGGGAACCCCGGGACCCGUACCUCCAGGAGCUGGGCGAGCCCACCUACCUGGUCAUCGACCCACGGGCCAAGGAGGAAGAGGAGGAAGGCGCUGCGGGAGGGCUGCUGUCCUCCCGAGGCCUCAGGAUGCGCCCCUCGCUGCUGAUGACGCGCUACCUGGAGUCCUGGGGCGCCGCCAAGCCUUUCGCCCACCUGAGCCACGUGGACAGCCCCGUCUCCACCUCCACGCCGCUCCCGGAGAAGGCCUUGGCCUCCUUCGGCCCCCAGUGGAGUCUGGAUCGGAGCCGCACCCCCCGGGGCCUGGAUGAGGAGCUGGACACCGGGGAUGCCAAGUUCUUCCAAGUCAUCGAGCAGCUCAACUCCCAGAAACAGUGGAAGCAGUCGAAGGACUUCAACCUCCUGACGCUGUAUUUCCGAGAGAAUGACGUGGAGAAGCAGUACCGGUUCUCAGCGCUCCCGGCCUUCAAAUACUACGCAGCCUGCGCCUUCCUGGUGUUCCUGUCCAACUUCAUCAUCCAGAUGCUGGUGACAAACAGGCCCCCGGCUCUGGCCAUCGCCUACAGCAUCACCUUCCUCCUCUUCCUCCUCCUCCUCUUCAUCUGCUUCUCAGAGCAUCUGACGAGAUGCGUCCUGAAGGGCCCCAAGGUGCUGCACUGGCUGCCCGCCCUGUCCAGCCUGGUGGCCACCCGCCCGGCCCUGAGGGUGGCCCUGGCCACCGCCACCAUCCUCCUGGUCUUUGCCAUGGCCGUUGCUAGCCUGCUCCUCUCCCCAGCCGCUUCCCACUGCCCGCUCCCGGCCCCCAACGCGUCCUCCGGGGCCCCCAACGCCUCCUGGGAGCUGCCGGGGUCCCUGCCUCUCGUCAGCGUCCCGUACUCCAUGCACUGCUGCGUGCUGGGCGCGCUCUCGUGCUCGCUCUUCCUGCACCUGAGCUUCGAGCUGAAGCUGCUGCUGCUGGCGCUCUGGCUGGCGGCCGCGUGCUGCGUCUUCCUGCGCUCGCACGCCUGGCUGUCCGACUGCCUCGUGGCCUGCCUGUACCGCGCCGCCGCCGCCCCGGGCGCCAGGCCGGGCGUGCUGAAGGAGCCCCAGCUGAUGGGCGCCGUCUCCUUCUUCCUCUUCUUCUUCACCCUGCUCGUCCUGGCCCGGCAGAACGAGUACUACUGCCGCCUGGACUUCCUGUGGAAGAGGAAGCUGCGGCAGGAGCGGGAGGAGACGGAGACCAUGGAGAACCUGACCCGGCUCCUCCUGGAGAACGUGCUGCCCGCUCACGUGGCGCCCCAGUUCAUCGGCCAGAACCGGCGCAACGAGGACCUCUACCACCAGUCCUACGAGUGCGUCUGCGUGCUCUUCGCCUCCGUCCCAGACUUCAAGGAAUUUUACUCCGAAUCAAACAUCAACCAUGAAGGGCUGGAGUGCCUUCGGCUGCUCAAUGAGAUAAUUGCUGACUUUGAUGAGCUGCUCUCCAAACCCAAAUUUAGCGGGGUAGAGAAGAUCAAAACGAUUGGCAGCACCUACAUGGCAGCCACAGGUUUAAACGCCACCUCGGGACAGGACGCGCCGCAGGAUGCCGAGCGAAGCUGCAGCCACCUGGGCACCAUGGUGGAAUUCGCAGUGGCCUUGGGGUCCAAGCUGGACGUCAUCAACAAGCACUCCUUCAACCACUUCCACCUGCGCGUGGGGCUGAAUCACGGCCCCGUGGUCGCCGGAGUCAUUGGGGCCCAGAAGCCACAGUAUGACAUCUGGGGCAACACCGUGAACGUGGCGAGCCGCAUGGAGAGCACAGGCGUCCUCGGCAAGAUUCAGGUCACGGAGGAGACAGCCCAGGCACUACAGUCCCUGGGUUACACGUGCCACAGGCGGGGUGUCAUCAAGGUCAAAGGCAAAGGGCAGCUCUGCACCUACUUCCUGAACACGGAUCUGACACGGACGGGGCCUCCCUCCGCCCCCCUGGGCUGAGACUCCAUCCUCCCCUACGACCCCUAAUAAAAACGCGGAUCACAGGGCGU
Messenger RNA from Perognathus longimembris pacificus (Pacific pocket mouse), 3385 nucleotides. It is a transcript of the gene Adcy4, whose product is annotated as adenylate cyclase 4. Gene Ontology annotation, biological process: adenylate cyclase-inhibiting G protein-coupled receptor signaling pathway; intracellular signal transduction; adenylate cyclase-activating G protein-coupled receptor signaling pathway. Lineage: Eukaryota; Metazoa; Chordata; Mammalia; Rodentia; Heteromyidae. Gene Ontology annotation, molecular function: adenylate cyclase activity. Gene Ontology annotation, cellular component: plasma membrane. The record is from RefSeq and is a predicted model, not a curated record.